Molecule: messenger RNA, 1267 nt
Organism: Aspergillus melleus
Lineage: Eukaryota; Fungi; Ascomycota; Eurotiomycetes; Eurotiales; Aspergillaceae
Gene: RRP45
Product: exosome non-catalytic core subunit RRP45
Exons: 2
Coding region: 92-970 (292 amino acids)
Biological process (GO): nuclear polyadenylation-dependent mRNA catabolic process; exonucleolytic trimming to generate mature 3'-end of 5.8S rRNA from tricistronic rRNA transcript (SSU-rRNA, 5.8S rRNA, LSU-rRNA); U1 snRNA 3'-end processing
Cellular component (GO): nuclear exosome (RNase complex); cytoplasmic exosome (RNase complex)
Source: RefSeq, a predicted model, not a curated record
CCCGCUUUAUGACGCCGCCGCGGAGGAGCAAAAAUCCCAAGUCGCAACACUCAAGAUCAAAGUCCCCGCCGGGGCCGAUUCCGCCUCAAUCAUGAACAAAGAAGCACCGCUCUCCAUUUCUGAGCGCGAUUUCAUCGUCAAUGCUCUGCGCGAAAAUGUGAGACUGGACGGCCGCCAUCUCGACCAGUUCCGUUCUUUGAGCGUUUCCUUUGGCGAGGAGUACGGACAUGUGAAGGUGCAGCUUGGCAAGACGAGGUUGAUCGUGCGUAUCUCCUCGGAAGUUACAAAACCUCACGAUGACCGUCCCUUCGAUGGGACCUUUACCAUCGCCCUGGAGCUGACUGCAAUGGGCUCCCCGGCUUGGGAUAAUGGCCGGCAAGGAGAUCUCGAAACCUACGUUACGAAUGUCCUCGACCGAGUUGUCCGCCACUCGAACGCCCUCGAUACGGAAUCGCUAUGCAUCCUCAAAGGUGUGAGUUGCUGGGGCGUUCGCGCGGACGUCCACAUCACCGACUACGAUGGAAACCUGAUUGAUGCGGCCUGCAUCGGCGUUAUGGCGGGACUGCAGCAUUUCCGUCGUCCCGAUGCGGUGGUGAAGGACGGCCAAGUGAUCGUCUACGGACUCGACGAACGGGUUCCGGUUCCUCUGAACAUCACGCACAAGCCGCUCUCCGUCACAUUCCAUACAUUCGACGAGGGCAAGGUGGUGAUCGUAGACGCCACGCGGAAGGAAGAACAAGCGUCGGAAGCGGACGUCAUCAUCGGUAUGAACGGCGCCGGCGACGUCUGCUUCUUGUCCAAAUUCUCCGGCUCGCCCGUGGAAGCGAUGGUGUUCGUCAAGAAAACCGAUUUGGCGCUGGAGAAGGUCAAGGAGAUCAACGCGAUCGUCGACAAGGCUCUUCAGGCCGAUCUUGCGAAACGGGCCAAGGGCGGUCUCGCGGAGCAAUCCCGCGCAGAGAAUGAUCGGUGAGCAGUUUUUGGUGAACAGGGGAUGGAAUAGUAGAGAAAAUCGAUUUAAGCAAUUGAUGUAUGAUAACCAAUAAUGCGCAAUGACUGGAUCUGAGGGUCGAAACCGACAGAGUCUAGACACUCAACAUCGAAUCCUUCUUUCACAAAUCUGAAACCACGAGGCCUUGUGGUCUCCUUUGUUUGGCGUGCGGCAGUUCUAGACGGGCAUUCAGGCCAGUUCCGAAGGACGUCAUAACUGCACGAGAUUCCAUUAUCGGACGAUCCAGACGUCUCCUGCCAUUACGGUGUAAAAAGAUCU